Messenger RNA from Spinacia oleracea (spinach), 920 nucleotides. RefSeq lists its product as uncharacterized. The record is from RefSeq and is a predicted model, not a curated record. Bases 425 to 787 code for a protein of 120 amino acids. The transcript has 6 exons. Lineage: Eukaryota; Viridiplantae; Streptophyta; Magnoliopsida; Caryophyllales; Amaranthaceae.
UUUGAAAUAAGCGCAACUUUAAUCACGUACUCCAGCUUCUUCUCUUCUCUCAGCUCGCAGUCACGUACUCCAUAUUCACUUACUCCAUAAGCCUCCUUCUUCUCUCGUGCAAGUCAGCCCCUCCGACCACCAUCACCGCCCACCAUCACCACCGGCUCCUCUCCUCCAAAGUCCGGCCGUUCUUCUCCUCCAAAAUUCGCAGUGCUGGCCUCCAGACUCCGGCCGUUCUUCUUCACCAGCCUAGCUUCGUCCUCCUCUGCGUCAUCUUUACCGGCGAUACUGGUUAUGCUUCAUCAUCUAUCUGGUUUACAGCAUUCAAAUUCUUAUUGGAACAAACAGGGGCGCAGCUCUUGAAGAUAGGGGUACCUUAAAAAUGCAGAUUACUAAGUUUGCAUAAGUGUUUAGGAGGAGAACUUUUGAAAGGAUGUUGCGAUCAUUUUUGUUGAAGGAGACUGUGAGAUUGAAUUCCAGGCUUUCUGGGUUCAAUCAAUCGAGAGGGAUUCACAGCAGAAAUAAGAAAGCUAUGGAGUUUAUAGCAAAAGGGUGGAGUGCUAUGAAAGAAGUUGAUAGAGUCAUUGAUUAUUGUGAACUUAAUGACAAGCGUCUCAUUCCUCUUCUCAGGAAUGACUAUAUUCAAUCAUCUCAGCAAGCAUUCUAUUAUCUGGAGAAGGUUGUCGAACAGGUUUUCAAAACACCAAGGGAGGGGCCCUUUACCAAAAAGGAGUUGGAUGAAGUUCGAGACAAGUGGGCUAUUUACUUCAACGAUUGUGAACUACCCUCAAUGUAAUAAAUAGAGCGGACUUGUAGUUAUUCGUGACUCUUACAUUAUUUUGUUAUUUAUCGAUUUAAUUAAUUACAUUUGAAUUAUUUCGGUAAUAUUAUUGGAAAUUUGAAAUUUAUAUCAUUUUUGAGAAUGUCAA